GCCGCGCGCCCGGGGCCCUCCGGACGAGCCUGGGUGACUCUGCGUGCCCGGGGCGCCGGCGCUUGGUCGUCACCCCCUGGCUGGGGCGACCGCUCCUGGUCCCUGGUGGUCCCCGGUGGCCCCCAGUGGUCCCCUGACGGGCGUGACCCCAGGCGCCCGGCCCCCGGCGGGAGUCCGGCCCCGAGCUCGCCGCUCACCUGCCCUGCGCAGCCCUGAACCGUGGCGGGUGGGGUCGGCGUCCGCGCCUCCUUUAAGCCUCACCCCCUCUGGUGCGGUGCCUGCUGCCUCCAGGCACCCAGGGGCUCCGAUCGUGUCCUCAAGGUCACUCGGAGGUGUGACCCUGCGCGAGGGCGCUGUCCCUCGUGCCGCCCAGGUGGUCUGAGCGCCAGGGCAGGAGUGAUGAUGCCCCGUCUGGUGCCCAGGUGGCCUGUGUGGCUCUUCUGCUGGCGGGCAGCCUGUGUCCAGGGAGCCUCCGUGCGACAGAGGAUGUGGGCAGGACCGUCCAAGAUCCCUGGGCCGGGCGGCCUGCGAGGGGUCUGGGGCACCGGCCCCCUGGUUCGACGAGGCAGCUCCUCGGCCUCCUCCCGUGCUCCUGAGGUGACGCUGACCCCAGAGCGCUACCCUGUGCGGCGGCUUCCCUUCUCCAUGGUGUCUGAGGACGAUCUGGCUGCCCUGGAGCACAUCGUCCCUGGCAGGGUCAUCACAGACCCGGAGGAGCUCGAGGCUCCCAACGUGGACUGGCUGAGGACGGUCCGAGGCUCCAGCAAGGUGCUGCUGAGACCCCGGACGACCCAGGAGGUGGCACACAUCCUCAGGUACUGUCACGAGCGGAACCUGGCCGUGAACCCACAGGGGGGCAACACGGGCAUGGUGGGCGGCAGCACGCCGGUCUUCGACGAGAUCAUUGUGUCCACUGCCCUCAUGAACCAGGUCCUCAGCUUCCAUGACGUGUCAGGGGUCUUGGUCUGCCAGGCGGGGUGUGUUUUGGAGGCGCUGAGCCAGUACGUGGAGGAGCGGGGCUUCGUCAUGCCUCUGGACCUCGGGGCGAAGGGCAGCUGCCACAUCGGGGGGAAUGUGGCCACCAACGCGGGCGGCCUGCGGUUUCUGCGAUAUGGCUCCCUGCGGGGGACAGUCCUGGGCCUGGAAGUGGUGCUGGCCGACGGCACCGUCCUGAACUGCCUCACGUCUCUGAGGAAGGACAACACGGGCUACGACCUGAAGCAGCUCUUCAUUGGGUCGGAGGGCACCCUGGGGGUCAUCACGGCCGUGUCCGUCUUGUGUCCACCCAAGCCCAGCGCUGUGAACGUGGCCUUCCUGGGCUGUCCGGGCUUUGCUGAGGUUCUACAGACCUUCCGCACCUGCAGGGCGAUGCUGGGCGAGAUCCUGUCUGCGUUUGAGUUCAUGGACGCUGAGUGCAUGAAGCUGGUCAGGCUCCACCUCGGUCUCUCCUGCCCCGUGCAAGAAAGCCCCUUCUACGUCCUCGUCGAGACUGCGGGCUCCGGGCCAGGGCACGACGCUGAGAAGCUGGGCCGCUUCCUGGAGCAGGUGCUGGAUUCAGGGCUGGUGACCGACGGGACCCUGGGCAGCGACGAGAGGAGGAUCAAGAUGCUGUGGGCACUCAGGGAGAGGAUCACCGAGGCCCUGAGCCACGACGGCUACGUCUACAAGUACGACCUCUCGCUGCCCCUGGACAGGCUCUACGACCUUGUGGGUGACCUGCGUGCCCGACUCGGCCCGAGCGCCAAGCGCGUGGUGGGCUAUGGCCAUCUGGGGGACGGCAACCUGCACCUCAACGUGACGGCCGAGACCUUCAGCGCGUCCCUGCUGGGCACCCUGGAGCCCUAUGUGUACGAGUGGACGGCAGGCCAGCAGGGCAGCGUCAGCGCCGAGCACGGCCUGGGCUUCAAGAAAAAGGACGUCCUCGGCUACAGCAAGCCCCCCGAGGCGCUGCAGCUCAUGAGGCAGCUCAAGGCCCUCCUGGACCCCAAGGGCAUCCUGAACCCCUACAAGACGCUGCCCACCCACGCCUGAUGGCCCCUUGCAGCCAGACCGGGGGGCCUCCAUUCGGUCUUGGCAUUGCCCGUGGGGUGGGCCUGCAGAGCCUCCAACCCACAGAGCCAGCAGCAGGCUGGACGACUGGCUGCUUGGUCCAGGGGCCCGAAGCUGGCCCCAUGAAGCCCAGGACACAUGGCUCUCUCGGCAGGAAUCUUCUGGAGCCCCGCUGUUCUGUUGGGUGGGCCGAGUGCAGAGGGCCGCCUGUCCACUAUUGCCUGCCCGCUGGACAGACACUCCAUGCCUCCGCAGGUCCUGGACAGGCUGGGUGGGUGCACAGUUCUGCCCACUCAGAGUCGACCAGGUCACUCCUGCUUGCUUGCCUGUGGCCUGCGGGAUCCCGCCUUGUGGGGUACAUCCCUGAGAGGGCGGUCCUACCACUGGCCCCCCACUCAGCGCAAGCCUCUGAGGGGCCCCAGGCAGAGGGAAUGAACUCCACGUGGGUAACGGGGCACUGAGGCGGGUCUAUUCGCGCUCUGACCAGCAGAGCUGAGACAUUGGGCACUUUCUGGACAACAGCCGGUCCCCUUUGAGCCAGAGGGACGGGUGUGCCCUGCCCUGGGUGUGUCAUGUCCCUGUUUGCUGGAAGGCCCGGCGGUUCAGAAGCCAGCCACCCGUUUCUCGCACUUGCUGUGACGCGUCCAUGGAGAUGUCUUUCCGGUUCUGCUCUGACCACAAACGUCAGUAGUGCCGGGUGAGAAGCCCUGCCAGCCACAGGCAUCCUGUCACCCCGAGCAGGUGCUCCCCCGUUGACCUUGGUCCCCUGGAGCAGCUGCUGGGGCUUGGAGACGGUCUGAGAGGCUGGACUCGCCUUCUUUCUGGUGCAGUGAGCUUCCAAUAAAAGUGAUUAACCAGG
Molecule: messenger RNA, 2908 nt
Organism: Dama dama (fallow deer)
Lineage: Eukaryota; Metazoa; Chordata; Mammalia; Artiodactyla; Cervidae
Gene: D2HGDH
Product: D-2-hydroxyglutarate dehydrogenase
Exons: 10
Coding region: 400-2031 (543 amino acids)
Cellular component (GO): mitochondrion
Molecular function (GO): catalytic activity; FAD binding
Source: RefSeq, a predicted model, not a curated record